AUGGCGACCGAAGCAAGCUUCCGCUUCGGUCAGCAUAUUAUCAAAGCUUCUGUGGUGUUUUUUCGCUCAAAACUAUCCUACGGCUUUGUGAACAGAAAACCAGUAGUGUCCGGUCAUGUCUUGGUCGCACCGCUACGAAUUGUAGACCGAUUUUGUGAUUUAACAGAGGACGAAGUAGCAGACUUAUUUUUGAGCACCCAAAAAAUUUCCGGUGUCGUUGAACGGGAAUUUAAGGCGAGUUCUUUGACCGUCGCGAUACAAGACGGGCCAGAUGCCGGUCAGACUGUCCGACAUGUUCAUGUGCAUAUUCUACCCAGACGAAAAGGCGAUUUCCAUGACAACGAUGACGUAUACAAAGUUCUGGAAAGACACGACAAGGACGAGAUACAAGAAAGUGAAACUAUGAAUGGUGUGACGGUGGUUGAUGGGGCAGAAAUAUUUCGCAGCGAAGAAGAGAUGUCUAAAGAAGCCACUCAAUUGGCGCAGUUCUUUAAAUGA
Molecule: messenger RNA, 498 nt
Organism: Paramuricea clavata
Lineage: Eukaryota; Metazoa; Cnidaria; Anthozoa; Malacalcyonacea; Plexauridae
Source: the annotation of a GenBank genome assembly